CUGCGACGGACAACCUGAAACAGCUGCAGUAAAGACGUGGCAAACCACUAGAAGAGCUGGAAACCUGGCCUGCAAUGUGGAUCUGAACACUGUCAAAUUAAAGCGUAUUCCUUCUUUGCAGAGGGGUCGCCACAGCGGAGCAUCACAGUCAGCAUGUUAAUUAGGACUAGGUUUUACACCAGAUACCCUGAUGCAACCCCACGAGCACGGGAAGAACUCAUGCUGGAGUCGAACCGGGAACGAACUCUUUGAGGCAGCACCAGUACCAACCACUCAGCUACCCACCACAUAUGGAUAAAAAAAUGAAGAAAGAGGAGGCGGAAAACUAUGAUCCGAGGAUGAUUUCUGCCAGGAAAACUCCGGAGAAGAGUCGCUAUCCUACCCACUAUCUGGUGUGGCACAACAAGCCGCGGCAGCUGGAGAAGGAGCUGGCAGCCAGCGAGCAGACUGAUUUGGAGUCCCUGGACCCCCGUGGACGGACUCCUCUGCACCUGGCUGUCACUCUGGGCUACCUGGAGUGUGCCAGAGUUCUGCUGCAGCACGGAGCCGACGUUAGCAAGGAGAACCGCAACGGAUGGACCGUUCUUCAGGAGGCGGUGAGCACCAGGGACCCAGAGCUGGUGCGUCUUGUGCUCCGUUACCGUGACUACCAGAGGACUGCCAAGAGGCUGGCGGGCAUCCCCGUCCUGCUGGAGCGACUGCGCCAAGCACAAGACUUCUACGUGGAGAUGAAAUGGGAAUUUACGAGCUGGGUGCCCCUCGUGUCCCGGAUCUGCCCCAGCGACACCUACAGGGUCUGGAAGAGCGGUCAGUGUCUCCGGGUGGACACGACCUUGAUGGGGUUUGAGCAGAUGACCUGGCAGAGAGGCAACCGGAGCUUCAUAUUCAGGGGACAAGACCAAAGCGCAGAGGUGAUGGAGGUGGACCACGACAGGCAGCUGGUGUUCUGCGAGACCCUGUGCGUCUCGUCGCUCGCUGCGCUCUCACCUGGCCGGGGCAAGGGCGGGGCCUGCUGCAGCAAUGCCGCCGGGUUGGGUCUCCUGGGAGCGAUGAAGCCGAGCGAUGAGCAGGUAGCGGCCAGGCUAUCGGCCCCUGUAGUGACCACGCAGCUGGACACCCGCAACAUCACCUUUGAGAGGAAUAAGACGGGCAUCCUGGGCUGGAAGAGCGAGAAGACGGAGACGGUGAAUGGAUACGAAGCCAAGGUGUACGCAGCGUCCAAUGUUGAGCUCAUCACCAGGACAAGAACUGACCACCUGUCAGACCAGAACAAGAACAAGACAAAAGGUGGGAAAACGCCACUGCAGAACUUCCUGGGGAUUGCGGAGCAACACAUGGGGCCAAACAAUGCGGCUCUGGUGACCCAGAUGUCGUCUCCCACGGUGACGAACCCUGGCGCGCUGACAGCCGAGGAAUACUUCAACCCCAGCCUGUCACCGACCCAGAGGGACAUCGGCCACCCGUGCCACCUCACCACCAAGACCCAGAGGUUCAAAGCCAAGCUGUGGUUGUGCGAGUCCCAUCCUCUGUCCCUGGCAGAGCAAGUGGUGCCUAUCAUCGAUCUCAUGGCGAUCUCCAACGCCCUGUUCGCUAAGCUGCGGGACUUCAUCACUCUACGGCUGCCGCCCGGCUUCCCUGUCAAGAUCGAGAUCCCGCUGUACCACAUCCUGAACGCCAGGAUCACCUUCAGCAACCUGAACGGCUGCGAGGAGGGAGCCGGCGUCCGCACCGACAAUGAGAUGGUGGCAGACGGGGAGGGACAGAGAGACCCCCCGAGGACGGAGACCCCCUCUCCGGGCAGCGACUCGUCCAGCGUCUCCAGCUCCAGCUCCACCAUGUCGUGCCGGGCUGGAGAGAUCCCCCCGUGCGUGUUCGAGCCCCCGCCCGGCUACACCAUGCUGGGAGGCAAACAGAGAGACAGCAUGAGGGAGGAGGAGGAGGACCUGCUCCAGUUUGCCAUACAGCAGAGUCUGCUGGAGGCCGGAUCCGAGUACGAUCAGGUGACCAUCUGGGAGGCGCUGACCAACAGCAAGCCGGGGACACACCCCCUGUCCUGCGACCCCAGCCGUCUGGAGAGGACCCCUCAGCACAAGCCCCGCCCCCCAUCCAGCCUCUGCUCCACCCCCUCCAAGAAGCCGCCCCCGGCCUGCAGCUACGACCAGCAGCUGCGCAUCGCCAUGCAGAUCUCGGCCCGGGAGCAGGAGCAGGCAGACCUGCGGCGGCGGCAGGAGGACGAGGAGCUGCAGCGCAUCAUCCGGCUGUCGCUCAUGGAGAAAUGAGAGGCGCGUUGGGCGGGUCUGCGGGGAGGGGUCUGGGCCGAGGACACCUGGGAGAAAAAGGAGCAGAAGCGGCCGCCUCAAAACACGAAGCACACUCUCCGGGUGGCCGGGGAUACGCACCCAAACAUCUCACCGAUCAAACCGUCUCCUUCUCCCGUCGCCCUGGCCAGACCUUUCCCACCAAGCCAUAGGGUUACGUCUGCUGUCCAGCCCUCCGACAGCUCAGAGAGGGACCGGAGUCCUCUCUGCGGGGCCACGCGGCCCCUCUCUCUCGACCAGUGCCAGUUUACAAACCAACAACACCCAAAACAAGCUCACUGGACCAGUGGGUUCUGACUGCAGGUACUUGUGAGUAUUUUAAAACCAGCUCUCUGCACCAGGGCAAAGAGGUCACCGUCUGUCCUGAACACACACACAUACACACACACACACACACACACACACACACACACACACACACACACACACACACACACACACACACACACACACACACACACACACACACACACACACACACA
This is a messenger RNA of Cololabis saira (Pacific saury), 2800 nucleotides long. It is a transcript of the gene ankrd13b, whose product is annotated as ankyrin repeat domain 13B. The coding region runs from base 291 to 2279 and encodes 662 amino acids. Gene Ontology annotation, molecular function: protein binding. Gene Ontology annotation, cellular component: cytoplasm. The record is from RefSeq and is a predicted model, not a curated record. The transcript has 17 exons. NCBI's taxonomy places the organism in Eukaryota, Metazoa, Chordata, Actinopteri, Beloniformes, Belonidae.